Messenger RNA from Anopheles coustani, 1590 nucleotides. RefSeq names its product corticotropin-releasing factor-binding protein. Gene Ontology annotation, biological process: hormone-mediated signaling pathway; negative regulation of corticotropin secretion; negative regulation of corticotropin-releasing hormone receptor activity. NCBI's taxonomy places the organism in Eukaryota, Metazoa, Arthropoda, Insecta, Diptera, Culicidae. The record is from RefSeq and is a predicted model, not a curated record. The transcript is spliced from 5 exons. Gene Ontology annotation, molecular function: corticotropin-releasing hormone binding. The coding region runs from base 1 to 1053 and encodes 350 amino acids.
AUGCGAGGCGUUACGAUGUUGUUUUUCCAGGUCCUGAUUCUUUGCUUCCAGGCGAAGGCCUGGCACGCGGUAAGAAGAUCGUUUGAGCCCGAACAGUCGACCCCGCUGCAGGAGAAAAGUCAUCUCGUUACAGACUGCAUGCACGUCACAUCCGAGGAGGGCGAGUUCUCCUUCGUCAAGCUGCCCGCGACCCGCUCGACGGCCAAGCACGGCCACUGGUCGAUGGACGGGGACCUGUCGGCAGCGCUCAACGCGGACGCAUCAGCGGAAGGGUCUUUGGCGGAGUCGCCGGACGCGGCCACCGUCUGCGGCAUCUACUUCGUGGCCGAUCCGGACCAGCUGAUCGAGGUGACCAUGCGGCAGGUCAACGUGGACUGCCGUUCUGGCGGGCUGAUGGCGUUCGUCGAUGGUUGGGAGCUUAACGGGCAAUACUUUCCGGGCGAACGGGACCACGAAAAGCCGCUGGCGUUGCGCGUGCAGGAGUUCUGCGCCGAGCGUGGUGACGGAGGGCCGUGGCCGGCGGGAAAACACGCAUCGACACCGGGCGCCUGGGUGUUCCGGUCCAGUCAGAAUGCCGCUCUGGUCCAGUAUCGCAUUCCGACCCGGGGCUCGUUCGUACUCUCGGCACGUUUUCUUCGCAAUCCCAAACCUUGCCACAUCAUGGCGGAAGGGUUAGCACCGUACUACAAGCUUAGAAACUAUGGCCAACGACGCAACUGCACCCUAACUGCGCUCUUUCCAGCCGUCGUCUCCGUCGUGGCGCUGGAAGUCGGAGGAAUCAGCGAGAACGUCCGAUACUGCGAUCGUGUCCGCGUCGAAGACAAGCUAGAGGUUGGCGGCUCACCCGGGCUCGAUCCGGCGUAUCAGGCGGUGCAGUCGAGCACCAUCUGUGGCCGCAGCGGCGGCCGUAUGGACCUAGAGCAGACGAUUCUGUGCGGCACCACCACGGUCCGGCUGGUCUCGAGCGGACGGUACAACAACCAGGCGAUGGUCACGAUGCGCAUGGCGGACGAAUCCGAUCUCCGGUUGGCGACGGCGAUGUGUGAGAUGUAAAUUCCGCACGUGCAUCGCCACGAGUCAGAGCACUGGCUAAAUCUCUUGCUAGAAGAAUGAAAAGAAACCUGAAACAAACAGAAAAACAUCAUAUGGAGACACAAAACAUCUUGAUGGAUCCAAGCUGGGGCUUACUACGCAACAUUAAUGAAGGAAGUCAUAAACUCAACAUACCACGAACGGUGAAUGGAUACGAUGGUGAAACGGAUAAUAAAACGCUAAAUGAAAACAACACUCCCAAAUCCAACCCUGUCCGCACCUAGCUCCCCAAUUCCUGCACAAAACGGACACCACCGAGUAAAUAAAUUAUUGCACAACCAAUCCUCGGCCCAUUGCAGGUGGAGCAUCAAAAUGGAGUGAGUUGAGAAAGCGUGAUCAUGUCCUGCGGAAAACGCAAACGAAACUGCAACCAACCCCCUUCUUCCCGCACUACUUCUGCUUCCCUGUCACAUCAAACGAUACUGAGAAGUAAAAACAUAAAAACAAGAUAAAUAAGAAAACCAAUACAAAAUCAGAUUGCGAGUGCGUUUAGUAUAA